Molecule: messenger RNA, 1743 nt
Organism: Fundulus heteroclitus (mummichog)
Lineage: Eukaryota; Metazoa; Chordata; Actinopteri; Cyprinodontiformes; Fundulidae
Gene: hint3
Product: histidine triad nucleotide binding protein 3
Exons: 5
Coding region: 60-569 (169 amino acids)
Molecular function (GO): catalytic activity
Source: RefSeq, a predicted model, not a curated record
CGCAUUUGGGAUCGACUUUUCUGGUCUGACUGAGCAUUGACAGUUGACGUUGCCUGACAAUGGCCGAGGAUCUGCCUUCUCAGCCCGUUCAGGCUGAUACAACCAAAGCUAGCAGUGCACCAGCAGAGGGAUAUGAUAAGAAGUGUAUUUUCUGCAGGAUUGUAAACAAUGAAUUGGGCACAGAGCUGCUGCACAGCGAUGAAGACAUUUCCUGUUUCAGGGAUAUUAAACCUGGAGCUCCACAUCAUUACCUGGUUGUUCCAACUAAACAUGUUGGAAACUGUAAAUCCCUCAACAAAGAACAUGUGCCUUUGGUGAAACAAAUGGUUGAUGUUGGGAAGGAUGUGUUACAAAAAAACAACGUAACAGAUCUCGCUGAUGUCAGGUUUGGUUUUCAUUGGCCGCCAUUCUGUUCCGUCUCACACUUACACCUUCAUGUUCUGGCCCCUGUCAGUCAAAUGGGCUUCAUGUCCCGCCUUGUCUACAGACUCAACUCCUACUGGUUUGUCACAGACACAAACAGAAGAACAAAUAAUCCUGAAUAUCUGACAUCAGUUUGCAUUGUCUAAUAUUUUGCAGGCAGAUCAGCUGAUAGAGCUUCUCAGCUCUAAAGGAGAGACAAACUGAACUCUGGAUCCAUUUUUCACUUCGCUGGAUUUUGAUAAAGUGACCUAAAUCAUCCUUGCUGCAGCUUACAUGUUUGCUGAUACAGGAGUACAUUCUUUCUGGAUUAACCACAGUUAAGGACAGUAUUUUAUCUUUAAAUUGUCUGCUGCCACUAAGACAUUAUGAAGACAUUUAGAACAACAAAGCUUGAAUGAAGCCAAGUCUUCUUCAGUUUCUUUGGAAUGUGCCAGAAGGAUGUCCCAGGAACAAUUUAUUAGUAUUAAAGCACUCUUAACCUGUCACCUUUGAAUAAAAACAGAGUUUAUGGACCAAGAAGAUAGAUUCUUCUCAUUCCGAAUUUGAUCUAAACUGGAAGAUAGUUUGACUGAUAAACUGUAACUGCAAAACAAAGCUUGUCUUCACCAACAGAAUCUGACAUCUAAACCUUGACAGAGCUCAAAACUUUUUUGAUUUUCUGUCACAUCAGAGGACAUUCGUUGUAAAGAUAAAGAAAGGGAAAAAAAAAGCAUUUGCUAGAAUAUUGAGGUUAAACAUAACUCUAAAACAUGUUUUCCAUGUAUCCUCUGAAUAUAUCAGCUGUUCAGCCUGUAAUCCUCAGAAUAUUACUUUGACAGCUGAGGUGGAGUACAACAUCUCUAUAACAAGCACUGAAAGGCAGUGCAAACGAUAUUUAAAUGAUUGACAUGUCAAAAUAUCAAUGAUUUGUUAUAUAGACUAUAUGCAAAAAUGGACAUUGGUGUUCAAUAUCAGCUUUCUGAAGUAUACCUCAGGCAAAACCACAUUUACAGAAUUAACAUAAUUCAGAAUUAAAAGCAGAAAAAACAGCAAACCCAAUUAGUUGAGAAAACCUAAUAAUCAAAGAGAACAGAAUAACAAUAAAAGGUAUGAUUUUAUGAUGGAGAUUUAACUGUUGGAUUCUGUCCUCGCCAGUUGAAAAACAUCUGUUUUGAGGCAUUUAAAUUUUGAGGGUGUGUCCAUCUUUUAUUGAAUUUAAGGGCUUUGUCAUAGUUUUACCGCUGUGUAUAAAUGAAUGUAAAAGUGACAACACUACAGCAUGGGUUGUAUAAUUAAUAUGCACUUUAAUUGUUAAUUUAGAAUUAAAAAUGUUGCUCCUCA